AUGAAACACCAGAUGCUAACUCACGCCACACAUACACAGAGCAUUCUAUCACGCAACACCGAUGCUAACUCACGCCACACAUACACAGAGCAUUCUAUCACGCAACCACCCGAUGCUAACUCACGCCCAACAUACACAGAGCAUUCUAUCACGCAACCACCCGAUGCUAACUCACGCCACGCAUACACAGAAGCAUUCUAUCACGCAACCACCCGAUGCUAA
Molecule: messenger RNA, 222 nt
Organism: Trichomonas vaginalis G3
Lineage: Eukaryota; Parabasalia; Trichomonadida; Trichomonadidae
Exons: 1
Coding region: 1-222 (73 amino acids)
Source: RefSeq, a predicted model, not a curated record